CGGGAUCACACAGCCCUCAAAGUCACACAGCUCAGCCCGCCCCUGCCCUCAACAGCUCUGCCUCCUCCCUCCCGGACCCGGAGGCGCCUCCAGAGCCAGGAGACGUGAAAGCAAAGCUCCUUCGUUCGGCUGCUGCAGCUUCCCUGGGCAGCGCUGCCCGCUGCGAGGGACGUCUCUUGCCGAUAUGCAUUCUUCUUAAAAUGAGAUUAUCUUGAAGUUAAACACCAAGAAGUUCAUCAUUGUUUCUGACUCAAGAAGAAGGCACCUAAGUAAAAAUGUCCAUCAGCAUAACUUGGUGGUCUACUUGCACAUUCCUAAUCAUGUGUUACAUGAUACCUGGGCCAUCCCUCAGUCAAGAUUGCUCUCUAGAGAAGAUGGAAAAUGUUGUAAUUGAUAUGAUGCCAUCUCUCUCAAAAGGCAUCAGAGGGACUGAGCCAAUAUAUACACCAACUCAGGAAACUUGUAUUAAUGCUUGCUGCUUAGAAAAAAACAUAUCAGGAGACAGGCAAUGUAAUUUGAUGAUUUUUGAUGCUCGAAGGAUAAGCCAGCAUCCAAACUGCUACCUGUUUUACUGCCCUAGUAAGGAAGCUUGUCCAAUGAAACCAGCAAAAGGACUCGUCAGCUACAGGAUAAAUAGAGGUAUACAGAUUCUGGACUCACAGCUUGCAAAUUACGACUUGAAUGGAAACUCUCUUUCUUCACAAGCAGCUCGCUUUGACCUUCCCAAUCAGGCAGGUCACCUGAAUCAUACUGUUGCUUUGCAGAAAUCUAUUACUUCUCAGAUGUCUGAACUCAUUGACCAUAUAGAAGAACAUUUAGAUAAGAUUGAAUUGCACACACAGUUUCCUGAAGACCAAGAGAAAAAACAUCCUGAGACCUUAGAUUCUUUCCCAAAACAAAAAAUAACCAAGCUAUUGCCUACAAGGGCUGCUCGAACGUCUCAGCUUAGCACCUCCACUCCCCCACCACCUACCAUGCUUCCUACCACUAUCAGUAGUGCUGUACUCAAAAACACAACCACUAGCACUCAGAUUCCUACCACCACUGCUUUUACCACAACUAACCACAUGAUCUCGAAUUUCAGAACUGCUACAGAAUUUGCAAGGCUCAGAACAUCUGCCACCACUAUCAAGCCAAUAGCCACCUCUACAGACAGUACUAGCAGCAUCGAUCUCUUUUCUUUGUCAGUUGUUGCUUUGCUUAAUAAGGAUUCCUUGGCUCCUUUUCAAAAUAUGCACCAGGAUAAUAGGCAGCGUGAUUCAGAAGCCUACCUAUUAGAUGAUGUUCCAAAAAGCAAGCAUGCCCCUCAAUCUGGUGACAAAAGUGGUCUCGUAGCAGCUUUACUUUUUGGGAUAGUGUUUUUGCUAUUAGUUAUUGCGCUAAUAGGCAGAAAAAUGUCUCAAUCUCUUAAAAGAAGACGUUAUAAUAGGCUAGACUACUUGAUCAAUGGAAUGUACGCUGAUGUGUGAUGGGAGGGGAAAUUGAAACAAUACAUUGGUAAGAAGUGCAGUCUUUGUUAGAAGCUGCAGUGCUGAAAUCCUUGAGGAGGGUGUGUUCUCUCUUAGCUACAGGUGGGAAAGGGGCAAACAGCUGUGGAUAUGUUCUUCCCCCGCUCCCCGCCCCCAAAAAGGUACACCCUGAAUUGUGGAGUAAAAUUCAUUUAACUGCUAAAUCAUAAAAUAAACAAACACUGUCUAAGUUAAGCAGAGACGUUUUUAGAUUUCAAAUAAAAAAUCAAGAUCCUAACAUCAUAAUCUGCACCUUGAUUAGGUUGUGAACAAAAUUUAUUUUGUGCAUCUGUACAGCCCAUCCUUGUAUUCUGUUACUAUUUUGUACAAAAAUAUCUGUUAAACAGUGUGUAAACACUACUGUUUUUACCUGACAGUCCUAUUUAAUACAUUGCCUCAUGCCUUAGAGGGACACUUCAAACUUUAAAAAGAAAUCAUUCAUAUGCAAAACUUCACGGUGUAAGAGUAAAGGUUACUACAUACAUAAACAUACCUGAUAUAAAAUCAAGGAAAUGAAAGGUUAAGCCACCUAACCCCAUAUGUCUUCUAUUCUACCGCUUGCAGGCAUGGGUCUUGCCACUGCCACUAACUCUCCAUUACGCACCACAAAUUUCACUCUGCCUUUUCAUAGAGAUACUAAUCUCUGACUUCUGAUUUUUGCCGUAAAUGUCAGAGAGAGAACCUGCUUUGUCAUUCCAAAGUAAAGCAAGCUGCAGUCAAGUUUCUUCAGGACAAAAGCAUGACCUAGUGACUUGGCUUCUGCCUGUAAAAGAUUCUGCUGCUGCUAACACCCACAGGCACUGUACACAUGGACUUCCUUGCCUCUGGGGAUGGGGGCAAGGGAUGAGCAAGAGUGUGGGAGUGAACAGCCACAUUCAGGGGGCAUAGCUGUGGGAAGCAACCGUGUGUGGGAUGGGAUGACAGGGUUUGUAGCAUCCAGUUCUUGUUUUUAAGGCUUGUCACAACCAUGAAGUCUAAAAUCAUUUUUUUUUUUAAAUGAAAGUCUAGAUCCUAGAGCAUCCAUUUGACAGCCAGUAUAAUCAACAACGGGAAAAUGGGAUUAUCAUCAAUAAGGGGAAAUAAUUCAUUUUUAAAUUAAAAAAGUAACCUAUAUCCAAUCAGUUCUUAGGCUGUGUGUGAAAUUUGGUGCUUGAGAUGAGGGUUUUUUGGAUGGGAUUAAACGAGGAGUACAAAAGUAAUUUCCUUAGAAUAAAUUUCUUAAAGCAUCCAUCUUUAAUUUUAACUCAAACUAACAGAUUUAUGAAGAAAAAUUAAUUGUUCACAGAUUAAUUUAUGCAAAACAAAGAAGUUGAAAACUUGCUCUAAGUGAACUUCAUUGUAUGGAGGCAAAACCAGCUUCUUCAUGAUGCUUAAAUCUGAAAAUGUGUCAUUGUAACAUUAGGUAACACCUUAGAUCUGUGGUUUUCAAACUUUUUUUCUGGCGACCCAGUUGAAGAAAAUUGUUGAUGCCCGCGACCCAACAGA
Trachemys scripta elegans is the source of this 2993-nucleotide messenger RNA. It is a transcript of the gene MANSC1, whose product is annotated as MANSC domain containing 1. The record is from RefSeq and is a predicted model, not a curated record. Bases 276 to 1469 code for a protein of 397 amino acids. NCBI's taxonomy places the organism in Eukaryota, Metazoa, Chordata, Testudines, Emydidae. The transcript has 4 exons.